CUUUGGUUCUCCGCCUGCCUUUGGACUCUUCUCCUCCUCCGCCGCCGCCUCCGCCUCCCGCGCCCUCCGCCUCCCGCGCCCUCCGCCUCCUCCUCCCGCGGCCGAGCCCUGCUCCCCGGCUGCCCGGGCGGCUCGGCCCCGCGCUCGGAGCCCGGCGGCCGGCGCUGGCCAUGCUGCUGGACGCGGGGCCGCAGUUCCCGGCGCUCGGGGUGGGCAGCUUCGCGCGCCACCACCACCACCACCCGCACCCGGCGGCCGCGGCCGACAUGCAGGAGCGGGAGCUGAGCCUGGCUGCCGCCGCGGCUCAAAGCGGCUUCGUGGACGCGGCCGCCGCCGCCGCCGCCGCGCACAUGGGCGCCUUCAAGCUCAACCCCGGCGGCGCGCACGACCUGUCCCCGGGCCAGAGCUCGGCCUUCACGUCGCAGGGCCCCGGCGCCUACCCGGGCUCAGCCGCCGCGCUCGGCCCCCACGCGGCGCACGUGGGCUCGUACUCGGGGCCGCCCUUCAACUCCCCCCGGGACUUCCUGUUCCGCGGCCGCGGCUUCGGGGACUCGGCGGCGGCGGGCGGCGGGCAGCACGGGCUGUUCGGGCCGGGCGCUGGCGGCCUGCACCCCGCGCACUCGGACGCGCAGGGCCACCUUCUGUUCCCGGGGCUCCCCGAGCAGCACGGGCCGCACGGCUCGCAGAAUGUGCUCAACGGUCAGAUGCGCCUGGGGCUGCCCGGGGAGGUUUUCGGCCGCUCGGAGCAGUCGCAGGUGGCCAGUCCGCGGACCGACCCCUACUCGGCCGCGCAGCUGCACAAUCAGUACGGCCCGAUGAAUAUGAACAUGGGCAUGAACAUAGCGGCCCACCACCACCAUCACCACCACCACCACCCCGGCGCCUUCUUCCGCUACAUGCGGCAGCAGUGCAUCAAGCAGGAGCUCAUCUGCAAGUGGAUCGACCCCGAGCAGCUCAGCACCCCCAAGAAGAGCUGCAACAAAACUUUCAGCACCAUGCACGAGCUCGUCACCCACGUCUCGGUGGAGCACGUGGGCGGCCCGGAGCAGAGCAACCACGUCUGCUUUUGGGAGGAGUGUCCCCGCGAGGGCAAGCCCUUCAAGGCCAAGUACAAACUGGUCAACCACAUCCGCGUUCACACGGGCGAGAAGCCCUUCCCCUGCCCCUUUCCGGGUUGCGGCAAGGUUUUCGCGCGCUCCGAGAACCUCAAAAUCCACAAGAGGACCCACACAGGCGAGAAGCCCUUCCAGUGCGAGUUCGAGGGCUGUGACCGGCGCUUCGCCAACAGCAGCGACAGGAAGAAGCACAUGCACGUGCACACCUCGGACAAGCCCUACCUGUGCAAGAUGUGUGACAAGUCAUACACGCACCCCAGCUCGCUGCGCAAGCACAUGAAGGUCCAUGAGUCCUCCCCCCAGGGCUCCGAGUCCUCCCCGGCCGCCAGCUCCGGCUACGAGUCGUCCACGCCACCGGGGCUGGUGUCGCCGAGCGCCGAGCCCCAGGGCAGCGCCAACCUGUCCCCGGCGGCGGCGGCUGCAGCGGCGGCGGCCGCGUCGGCUGUUCACCGGGGCGGAGGCGGCGGCUCGGGCGGCGCGGGAGGCGGCGCGGGAGGCGGCGGGGGCGGCGGCGGGGCGGGCGGGGGCGGCUCGGGCGGGGGCGGCGGGGCGACCGGGGGCCACAGUGGCCUCUCCUCUAACUUCAACGAAUGGUACGUGUGAGCGAGCGACCGGGGAAGGGGGGCUCUCCUUUUUUCUCUUUCUACUACCCCCCUCUUUAUCUCUCACCCUGUUUCCCCUUUCUGGCCAGCGGCUCCCCUCCCCCCCCCACCCUUGUGACCACCAUCGUGAGGUCCAAAUGACCAUUCUGAUUUUUUUUUUUUUUUACGGAGAUGAAAAAGAUUUUACCAGCAGAAGGAUUUUAGACGUCAUUCCCCCCCCCCAUUUUUUUUCCUUGUUAAAAAGGAAAAAAAAAAUAAUAAUCAUCUAGGCAUGCAAAGCAAAACCUUCCCCGGAGUCUCUCUAGAUGAAAAUAUUGCUUAAGAAGUAAAAAGAAGAAAAGUCAAAAUUAGGGAGCCAUCCCAGCCUUUGUUCCCCCCUCCUGCAGCCAGUCUUCUGAGAAACUGUACAUAGCUCAUCCUUCCUUCUCCGAAAAUCGUGAUUUAAUGCCUUCUUGCUGAAUAGAAGUUUGUCCAUUUGUAAGUUUCCCGGCUCACUCUCCAUCCUACCCUUGUGAUGGCUUUUUUUUUUUUUUUUUUGUCUUUUCUCCUCUUUUUUUUAUUUUACUUUAGUUUGACCCGGUGUCUUCUUAUUUCUUCUUUAAAUAAUGUGGAGAAAAUUACCUUAUUUUGUAUCGUGAUAUUGAAUAUUGUGUUCUUUCUCAUGAGGCAACUUGAUUGUAAACUUCAUGCAACUAUAGACUGGAAAAAAAAAACACCGAACUGUGCCAAAGCCCCUUCCCGUCCUCUACCACACCCACUGCACACAUCCGCACACCACCAACGCUCGUGAAUGUAUUUUUUUCUGUUAGCUGGGGUUUCCAUGUGAAGUUUUAGUGCUUUUGCAAGUUCGAUUUGUUAGCUCCUGUAUGAAAGAUUGUGGGGGGGAGGGGGAAUAAACGUUGUACCGUUAGCUUUUUUUUAUUAUUAUUAUUCUCUUCGUAAUAACACCCUUCCUUCUGUAAAUACCCGUUGCCAUAUUUAUCCAUUUGUAAUUAAAUUAUGGUAUUAACUUGCUACAGAGGAAACAAUAUUUAUAAAGAAUGUUUCUUAACUAUAAAUAUGUACAAUUGUGGGCAUAAACUGUUUCAGAUUUUUUAUUUGAAGGUUUUAAGUGGUCUGAUCAUUUCUUGUGAUAUGUUUUGAGAGUAAUGCAUACAGAAAUAUAAUAAAACGUGUUGAAACUGCA
Molecule: messenger RNA, 2903 nt
Organism: Erinaceus europaeus (western European hedgehog)
Lineage: Eukaryota; Metazoa; Chordata; Mammalia; Eulipotyphla; Erinaceidae
Gene: ZIC2
Product: Zic family member 2
Biological process (GO): central nervous system development; regulation of transcription by RNA polymerase II
Cellular component (GO): nucleus
Molecular function (GO): DNA-binding transcription factor activity, RNA polymerase II-specific; RNA polymerase II cis-regulatory region sequence-specific DNA binding
Source: RefSeq, a predicted model, not a curated record